This is a messenger RNA of Cheilinus undulatus (humphead wrasse), 2080 nucleotides long. RefSeq names its product zinc finger protein 502-like. Gene Ontology annotation, biological process: regulation of transcription by RNA polymerase II. The transcript has 2 exons. The record is from RefSeq and is a predicted model, not a curated record. Lineage: Eukaryota; Metazoa; Chordata; Actinopteri; Labriformes; Labridae. Gene Ontology annotation, molecular function: DNA-binding transcription factor activity; RNA polymerase II cis-regulatory region sequence-specific DNA binding. Bases 271 to 1791 code for a protein of 506 amino acids.
GCGGUUAUAUUUGUCAAUGCUAACAUGCUAUCUCCUCUCUCCUCUUAAAUAUCCAACCAUAAUGACUGAGAAACUCUUUUUAUUUGCACUAACUCUUCAUCGUUAAUUCACUAAACUCCAGUAGAUCGCCUUAUUUCCGUUGGUUUUCUUUAAAAUAGCUCAACAUUUCAAGUGAAACCUGACCUAAUACGCUAAAGCGCUAGCAUUAGCGAACAACGAAGCUUUAACGGACUGUUUCUGACAUAAAAGUUUCACUGGGAUUUAUUAAACAUGUCUACCGUCCAAAUUCUGAGAUGUUUAGUGAACCAGAGGCUGACUGCUGCUGCUGAAGAGGUUUUUGAAAUGUUUGAAAGAACGAUAGCAGACUACGAGGAGAAACUGAGACGAUCCAGAGAGGAGAACCAUCGACAACAGAAACUACUGAGUGCUGUUUACAACCCUGAAAUCCACCUGGACACAGCAGAUGUUGAACAGCUGAUGGUGAGAAAAGAAGAGGUUCUCCCUGAGCAGCAGGAGAGGAGCUCUAGUCUGAACCAGGAGAUUACUGAGCCUCCACUCAUUAAAGAGGAACAGGAGGAACUGUGCAUCAGUCAGGACAGAGGGCAGCUUUGUGGAGCAGAAGAAGAUGAGAUCAAUGUGUUCACAUUCACUCCUGCCUCUGUGAAGAGUGAAGAAGAGGAUGGAGAGGAACCUCAGUCCACACAUUCAUAUCACACCGACACAGAAGAGAGCAGAGACACAGAGAAUGUGAAAACAGGAGUCAGUGGAGAGGACCGUGGAGGAUCUGAAGCAGACAGGGGCUUUAUUCCAGACUAUUAUUUACUGCCAGCUCCUCCUAACAAGACUUCACACCUUUUCAGACCUGAUGCUUACCAAAGUGGUGAUUGGGGGGAGAGUGAUGAGCCUCAAGAGGGUUUAAACCCUUGGCAGAACAAAGACAUUGCUGUGCAUGCUGUGAUAUUCAACACUGAAAACACAUCAGUUAGCUCCUCUGGAUGUGCCCCACAAAAGAAACAACAACAGGAGGAGAAAGGAGAGAAACCAUUUGGUUGCUCCGUUUGUGGCAAAAGUUACCCAAGCAAGAAUAACCUAAAACAGCACAUGUCACGUCAUGCAACAGAGAAACCAUUCAGCUGCUCAAUCUGUGACAGAAGUUUCAUCACAAAGGCAGAGAUGGUGAACCACAUGAGGUCACACACAGGAGAAAAACCUUUCCAAUGUGUUUUUUGUGGUAAACAUUUUCUGCAUAAAUAUUAUCUUUCGAGACAUAUGAGGAUUCACUCAAUGGAGAAACCAUUCAACUGCACAGAGUGUGGUAAAAGUUUUCGCUCUAAAUCGAAUCUUUCUGAUCACAUGAGAAUUCAUGCAGGAGAUAAACCGUACGGCUGCUCUGUGUGUGGUAAAAUAUUCAGACGAAAUCGUACUCUUACAGACCAUAUGAGAAUUCACACAGGAGAGAAACCCUACAGCUGCAGUGUCUGCGGUAAAAGAUUUAUCCAAAAAAGUGCUUUUACAGGUCACAUGAGAGUUCACACAGGAGAGAAACCCUUCAGCUGCAAUGUUUGUGAGUUAAGAUUUACUCAUCAGUUUCAGUUGAGAAUUCACAAAUGUGCUGGCAGGAAGGCUUCAGAGCCUCUUCAGCCCCAAACAGAGGACAACAGACAGGCAGAAACACACGGGGAUGAGGGAGGGGACUGGAGAGGAUCCGAACCUGACAGGAACUCUGAUCCGGAGAGGAAUUCACAACUGGAGACUGAGGUUAAGGCUGAAGCUACUGAUGAGAAUCACUGAGGCCCUCAGGUUGGGUUUUAUUUUUAAACUCAGGGAAUUUAUGAAUGUCCCUCAUCGAUAUGAGAUGUUAAACUGUUAAAAGAUUGUGGUUAUACAUCCAGCUGGAAUUUCCUCUCAAAGAAACAUCAGAGCUCACACAGAGAGAAAUGAUGUUCGCAUGAAAUACUGUGUUAAUGCUGAAGGUUUAGAGCACAGGUGUCAAACUCAAGGCCCGGGGGCCAAAUCUGGCCCAUGGAACAGUUAAAUCCGGCCCUAAAGAUGAUCUGAUAUUUCUAACUGUCCCAUCAGU